AAAUUAUUUAUAUAUUCUGGCAAUAAUUAUAAUUAAUAUAAAUUUGUGUAUUGAAGAUACUUAAGAUAAGUGAUUAAAUCGAAGGACGAUUAUUCAUUCAAUGACGGUCCAUGUUCAACAGAUAUAAAAACUGAGAGUUUGAUUAGAUAAUUUAAUAUAUUUUAUUGCGUGAACAAGUGCCGGUGAUAAUCUAUUUUACUAUAGUGUUUGCUGGGGUGUUUCAGUAGAACCACAGAAUUUAAAGAAGGAAGGUUAUUUAAAAUUUCAUAUUUAAUACAAUGCCAAACAGUGAAUUGCGAAGAAGAAAAGUUAAAGAGCACAAUGAUAAAGCAAUAGGAAAGAAAAAGAAGGCAAAAACUGUCACACCUAGCUCUAUUCAUACAUCAUUAUUAUGCCUGAUUUUGAGUGGUACAAUUUUGACUCUGUUUUUAGUGAUUUACACGGACGAAAUACCAUGGCAUUUAGCAAACAGGGUAAUAGAUGACGCAGCCAAAAGAUUUCUUGGUUAUUAUAAGCCCGUACAUGCAGUUGUUAUAGAUGCGGGAAGUACAGGAUCGCGAGUUUUAGCCUAUACAUUUCAUAAAUCUUAUAUAGGUUCCAAUUUGGUAUUAGAUAAGGAGUUAUUUGAAUACAAUAAGCCAGGAUUAUCUUCAUUUGCCAAAGAACCCAAGAAAGGAGCAGCCAAAAUUGCAGCCCUUUUAGAACUUGCGAAGAAUGAAAUCCCACAAGAGUAUUGGAGCAAAACACCCUUAAUAAUGAAAGCAACGGCCGGUUUGAGACUACUGCCACCAGAGCAAGCAGAAAACCUAUUAACGGAAGUUAAGAAGGUAUUCAAAGAAACCCCAUUCCUUACUGACGAUAAUUCGGUUGAAAUAAUGGACGGCGUAGAUGAAGGAAUAUUUUCUUGGUUUACAGUAAAUUUCUUGUUGAAUCGAAUUAAUUCGAACCCAGCGAAUACGGUAGCAGCCUUGGACUUGGGCGGUGGUUCUACGCAAGUAACAUUUGCCGCUUUAACACCGUCUAGUCUUCAACAUUCGGAUAAUAUUCAUAAAGCUGUUUCGCCCACCGGUACCGUACCAGUAUUUACCCAUAGCUACUUGGGUUUGGGUCUUAAAGCGGCCCGAAAAUCUGUGAUAUCCCAUUUAAACGGAGACAGCGCGAAUGUGACUUGCGAGUGCGUUAAUCCCGUAAUUAAAGGAAGGCUGUUUCAUUAUAAUGGACAUGAUUACUAUGUGAGUGGUCUUCAAGAAGGUUACCCAACCUCGAAGGUUUUAGGAAGUGAAAUGUCGGUACGCGAAGAAAUUCCUGUAGUGGAUUUCUCGAAAUGCACAAAAAUCAUAUCCGCUUAUAUUGACGAAAUGGUUAGCAUUAGGAAACCCCCGGACGAGUUGCCUUCAAAAGCAAUAUUCGCUUUUAGCUACUAUUAUGAUAAAGCCAGUCAGGUCGGACUAAUUGAUUUUGAUAAGGGAGGACAAAUUAAGAUAGCAGAUUUUAAAAAACAAGCGGAAAGAGUAUGCCACGAAGCGAAUCCGGAACAGCCAUGGAUAUGCUUGGAUAUGACUUACAUUUGGUUGUUACUUGAACGAGGCUUUGAACUUCAGUUGGAUACGAGAAUCUAUCUAUAUAAGAAAAUCGGUGGUCACGAAAUAACUUGGGCCUUAGGAGCGGCCUAUGACGUUUUAAGAAAAUUGAAUAUCUUGUGAACCGAGUGAUGUCUAGGAGAACGUGCCUUCAAAAAUUACGAAUUAAACGUACGGAUAGGAACAAAUUUACUUUAACUCUGUUAUAUUGCACAAUGGAAUGAAAGACAUUUUUUAAUAAGUAGUUUGUUAUCAGAAAAUUUUAGUCAUUAUUAUUAAUUAAAUAUACGUACUUCAAUCUUUCCAUUAGAUAAACUCUAGACGUUUAUAUAUGUAUAACUCGACAUCGUUAAUGUAUGAGUGUCAUAUUGUUUAGGCUGUGCAACAAAUUCCAUUUUGUUUUAAGUGUAGAUUUUGGGUUUUUAAAUAAAGGUAUGUAAAAAAAUAA
Anthonomus grandis grandis is the source of this 2028-nucleotide messenger RNA. RefSeq names its product ectonucleoside triphosphate diphosphohydrolase 5. Gene Ontology annotation, biological process: nucleoside diphosphate catabolic process. Gene Ontology annotation, molecular function: GDP phosphatase activity; UDP phosphatase activity. The record is from RefSeq and is a predicted model, not a curated record. The transcript is spliced from 9 exons. Gene Ontology annotation, cellular component: membrane. NCBI's taxonomy places the organism in Eukaryota, Metazoa, Arthropoda, Insecta, Coleoptera, Curculionidae. The coding region runs from base 279 to 1703 and encodes 474 amino acids.